Linum trigynum is the source of this 5222-nucleotide messenger RNA. The record is from the annotation of a GenBank genome assembly. NCBI's taxonomy places the organism in Eukaryota, Viridiplantae, Streptophyta, Magnoliopsida, Malpighiales, Linaceae.
AAAAAUCCACCAUAUGAAGCUUGCAAUUAUAGUAUUUCGAUUUUUUGGUCGGAAAUUCAGAAAUUCGGUUCGGUUGAGAGAACCCUGAUUUCCGAACUAUCCAUAUUUUCCUUCCGAAUUCCGAACCAAAUAGCACUAAUCCAGUUUCGGGUCGGUUUAAUUCGGGUCGGGUUUACCGAACCGGUUUCCCACCCCUAGUGCAAGCACAACUCAUUGGUGAUGAUCAUACCUACUACCUUAGGUCGAACAUUCAAGAUGUGCUCAGAGAGAUUUCUCAUAUACUAUUAAGCACGGGAACUCUAGAGGGUGCUCUUUAUUUUUUCUUUCAAUGUAGGAGUUGUCGUUUAUUGGUCUCAUUUUUCCUCGUUCAUGCACAUUGCACCGAACUUUUGCAAGCUUCCUUGAAAGCAAAGCAUCUCUCCCUCACGACCAAGAGCGGAUGGAUCAUAGCCUUCCCUAUUAAGGUCACAUAUGGGGAGUUUGAUGAGCAGAUUCGUCUUAGCCCGAGCACCACUUCCCAGCAUGCACUCCGCAUUGAGUUGCCACAUGUCGGGUACAAACGAGAGCUUGAGGUUUCUUGAAUCGCUAAAAGGUACUUUGUACCUUGGCAUACGAUUCUGUGAGGAUGAGAGGUGUUUGGGGGAUGGUAAGUAGGGAGAGAUGAUCGGGAUGUAAUAAAGUUAUCUGAACCCUAAACACAUCUUCGAAGGGCACUCUGAGCCAAGAGAAAAGCCCUUUGACGACUUAACUCAAACACUAUGCUCGAUUGCCACUCACGUGAGAGUCUCAUUGUAAAAUUAAGAGUUCAAACAUUAUGGAGAAUAACACACAUGUUCUUCAUAAAAUAGAAAACAUUAUCGACUCACCAAACAGGAAGAAACAGUAAAACCCCUCAUACACCAGUACUUUAAUUAUUCAUAUACUCACUAGCGAGCACAACACAUCAAUCAUCUAUCAAUUUUAACACACAUGUUCGGUCGCGUCGUCUACUUCAAAGCCCUAAAAUAACUCACUAUCAUUAAUCAGCCACGAUAAUAUAACCUAUACGAAAUCAAAUGGUGGAUUGAAAGAAAAUGAAAAAUCAAUAUAGCAUUCUAGCGCACAACGAUAAUAUAACCUAUACGAAAUCGUCCAAUAAUUAAUGAAAGUUAUGACAAAUUGUUAAAAAGUUCAACCCAGUUGAAUUUGGGCCUAGUUGAAGCCCAGUUUUCUCUUGGCGGAACGAAGAUACAAUUGGCCCAAUUCCCCAGUGGCGGGAGAAUGCUUUUAUUUUAUUAUUUAAGGGGAAAUUACUCGUCGUCUCUUCCCAGUCUUUCUCUAAUUCUCUUCUCUGCAACCAGAAAAAUUCCCCAGUAACUCAAAGAUUUCUCCAGUUCUCCGCUUUCACCAAACCUCCUUUUGCUUCUAAACUUCUUUUUUCUUGAUUCCUAUGGAAUGGAGGUCGAACGACCAUUCCCAUGCAAGCGAUGCAAGAGAUCAUUCCACACAUUCAAUGCGAUCUGGGAUCAUCACCGUGACAUCCACAAAAUCAACUAUCCACUUCGAUGCGAGUUCUGCGGCCAUAGCUUCGACAACGAAAGCGAAUUCCAAGAGCAUACAUCUGCACCGCACCUCCAUCCCGCUCACCAACGCCGCCACAACCGCCAGCGUCCCAAACGUCGCCGCCGCCGCCGUCGUCACCCGAAACACUAAAGAGGUCUUCCUCCCGCCUGCCGCUAUGGGGUUUCCGGCGAGCGGUGCUUGCCUACUGCAACCUCGGUCUUCCACCUCAGUUUUUUUUCUGUCAUCGUCUAGUCCUCCAAUUCGUUCCUUCUCUACCAGUAACUGCGGCAAUGGAGUAGCGGCUGUUGUUAGUUGUUUGCAAGCGGACCCCGAUGACGCCUUCCGCCGCAAAAGGAGAGCGGCUCUUGUGGGUUUCUUACUUCGUCUGUUGCUGCACCUCAGGGCCCGAGCUCUUGGAGGCCCCUUCGGUCAGGAAGUAAACGAGCUUGAGAUACCAGAACAUAACCACAAAGAAGAGGUCUGGAUAUCUUCCCUGGUAUCUGUACAAGCAUAUCCAGCUCCAGGGCCCUUUUUGUCUCUCCUGAAUGAACUUGGAAGCGUGGCCAUCGGUGUUCUUGGCAAGCUCUGUGCUUUGACCCGGAAAGAAAAGAAAGCUGCUGAUUCAACAAUACAGUCAAUGAACGCUAAACCUAGCGAGAAGGAAACCGUCAUCAGGUCGUUGGAGAAGAACUAUGAGCUACAGCUACUGAAUGAACUGGAAGAACGAAAGAACCAGCUCAACAAGGCAACAGAAGAGCAGCAGGUUUUGACAAAUCAAUUAAACUUGGCCAACAAUACAGAUAAAGGUUUAGGGAACGACCUGACCAAUGAGAGGAAGGCCAUAGAGGAACUUAAGCUUCAAAUCGAGGAUCUAGAGAACAGUUUAUCGAAGGCUGGACAUCAGAAGAAUGCUCUUGAACAAGAACCGAAGGGAAAGCUGAGUUCUGUCGAAGGUUUACAAGUGCAAGUUAAGCUGCUCGGGAUAGAGCUAAAACGAAAGGAAGAUAUUGCUCAAAACCUCACAUCUUCACUAGUUGAGAUGAAAAAUGGGUGGAAGAGUCUGAUGAAUGCCUACAGUCAAAUGAAGAAGGACUUAACUAGAGCACACACAGAAAUCAGUGGGCUGAAAGAUGGACUCUUGUUAACUAAGCAGCAGCUGGAUUUGAAGAAUGCUCUUAUGAAUAAAUUAGAGCUGGGAGAGAGAGAAGAAGAGAUUCAGCGGUUAACUGAGAGCCUUUAUCUCGCCAUCAAGGAGGCGAAUGGAAAAGAUAGAGAGACUGCAGAUUUGAACGAAGAAAGAGAAGCAGUGAAGAGGGUGCUCGAAACAGAAUCGACACGUAGAAAGAUAUUGAAGCACAAGUUCCCAACAACCCAGGAAGCCCUUGCUAAGUUGAGGCACGAAGCUUCAGGUCUGGAAACUCUAUUAAGGCAGUCUAGAACUAGCUGCACAAAGCUUGAGACCGAGCUCUCAAGUCUUCAGGAGGGGUAUGCUGCAGCUGCAGCAUCAUUCCAGAGGAGCUUCGGGACAGCAAAACAAAGCAGCGAGAUAUUUGCUCAUGAGAGGGGACGAGUGAAGAAAACGACUGACGGGUUGAAGUCUUUGACCAACGAGCUAGCAGCAGUGAGAGAAGACUGUGAUAACUUGCAGAGCGAGCUGGCGGAUGUGUAUGAGAAAGCAGAAGCAGAUGUCAAAGAAAAGCUCUGGAGCUACAGAGUGUGGAGCAGCAGCAAGGAGAUACAGAGUGUGGAGCAGCAGAUGCUGAAGGAUAUGCAAGCGAGAAAAGCUCUGGAGCUGACUUUGGAGCAGGCUUCGGUGCAGGUUGAAGCAGCACUAUAAGUGAAGAUCCGCGUUGGAGCAGAGGAAGCAGUCCAAGUAUAAUAACUGGUUCCCAGUAAGCAGCAUGCACAUACUCUUAGCCCUCCUGGGUUUGCAUAUGAAACUUUUUGCCUAUUUUUGUGCAUAUAUGAAACUUUUGUAGAAAAUUAGGUGAUCUGUGGUGUAUAAAAUGAGAAGUUCAGGCAUGUAAAAGCUGUGAGGUAAUUCUUGUUAAUAGAGAAGUUGUUGUUGGAUUGUUACUCUCACUUGGGUGACAAAUUUGCUUGAAUGGUUUUGCUUUGCUUCUUUAAUGGUCCUUGUUUUUAGAUAGUCUUAACAGAAUUAGGGCCUCGUUUUUUCUUUUUUACAAUUAGAGCUAAAUUUUCUAUGAAAGAAUGGAAUUAGGAGGUUUCCAAAAAGGUAAAAGACAAAAAAGAAUUAUAGAGCAGAGCCGAAAGUAACUGACGGAGACACCUGUCCCAAGCCCCCAACGCGUUUCGCCGCUGGGUCAAAUGAAACGUCCGUCUCUCGGUGGCCCGGUCGACUUAUCCUACGGACAACCCAUUGUGUGCUCGUGUUUGACUUAACCGUAGUUGAUCCUGCCGUUUGACCAUAGGAGAGCUUAGAGUGCUAAUUCUAUAUGCUAACCAUUUUAAUUAUUGUUGCUUAUUUUGAACUUAAAUUUGGUGGUGUGGAGCAAUGAGGGUCUAUUCGGUAUGUCAGUAAAUAAAUUUAAUAAAUAAGUUAAAUUUUGAAUAUGUCUCUUAUUUUUUAGUAGAUAUUUAUUAGUGUAAAUACGAUAUAAUAGCCAAAUCUUUUAGAUAAAAUUUAAUAGUCUUUUAAGUGAGCUGGAUAAUUUUUGCUGAUGUGAUAAGAAGUCAAACAUUUACCUAUGCCACAUGAAUAUUAUUAAAAUAAUUUUGUUUUAAAAAAAUCAAAUCUAGAUAUUUAAUAGGCGUAAAUUAAAUGAAAAGGUGAAAUUUCUCAAUGGGUUCACUUUCAAUAACCCACCCAACUUCUCCGUGGCUCAAUUCUCCUUCUCGUCGAUCAAGCUUUUCUCGAUCCGUCCUCUUUCCGUAACCUUAUCGUAAUACAACGCCCAGUCUGUUUCCUCGGGAAAACCAAAUGCCACCGCCGGUGCCGAAUUUGUUUCCGGCGAUGUUGAUUUGAUGUUUCUCGAUGGAAACUCUUGCGGUGCCGUUUGAUCGAAUGCACCGCUGAUUGCUGAAAUCGAGACGACCGUCAAAUAUCCGCCGCCGAAUGUCGGCGCCGUUGAUUUGAUCGAUGCACCUCUAAAUGGUGAAAUCAACGUGACCGUCAAAUAUCCACCGCCAGGCGGUGUUGAUUUGAUCGAUGCGCCUCUGACUUCUAACCAACGCGACCGUUACUACGGUUCGCACCUCUUCAAACUACGUUCGAACGAGGGUGUUUGAGUUUUUGAGGAAUCUACGCUACCGCUACUCCUAUGGAGAUUCCUGUAGAGAGCUCCGCAACUACGACUAAGACUACAACUAUAGAGAUCCUUCCUGGAAGGAGAGCUCCGCGAAGGAGUUACAGAGAAAAGGUAAAGUUUGAACAGAGUUGUUCUGUGUUGAUUUUUUUGGUUGUCCUCUUCUUUCUCCUUGCUCCACUACUUUUAUUCGAAAAACCGCUUCGUAGUCUUCACGCUAGGUGGAACCGCUUCCUCAACUGCUCCGUUGUGAACUCCCACGUGUCUCAACCGUCUUGAUCUCCUCCUCGCUCGGGUUGGUGUGAAUCUCACGCGAUGUCGUUUACUUCCCCAAACAGCUCUGUUUGCUUUUUUACUCCACGACAUUGUUUUAUAUUAAACACUGUCGUUUGUUAAUACAGCGAUACCGUUGGG